AUGCCCUCCGCCGAGUCCCUUGAUCAGGACAUCCCCGGCGCUUUUCCUGCGUCUGCAGGCUCCGACACCGUUGCGCCUGGAUACUCGUCCCAGCAAACUCUCUCACAAGCCGUCCAUGCUCGGAGAGCAGAGUUUACCAGGCAGAAGGAGAUCCGCAUCAAAAUCGGUAGCUGGAAUGUGGCAGCAUUCAAAGGCACGGAAAAGGACAUCGGAGGAUGGUUCGUGGAGGGCAAGGGCAUUGCGGAGGCCUUGAGUGGGUUAUCCGUGUUGGACCCCAAGGAGUCGCAUGGCGAGGAUAAUCCAUCCCACAGCUCACCUGCCGAGCGGGAAAGUGUUAUAGAGCAAGAGAAGAGGGUCACGAAGAAGGAGCCUACAAUACCGAAAAACGACCUUGGAUCUGUACCUGGAGGGGACGAGAUUGGGCUGUACGUACUCGGCCUGCAAGAGGUGGUGGACAUAACCUCCGCAGCUGAAGCACUGCGACCGUAUACGGACCCUGCGGUUGCAAACAGGUACAAGGCUGCGCUGGAGGAGGCCUUGCCUUCGGGGUAUCGGUUGAUAGCAGAGCAACAGCUCAUAGGACUCUUGCUGUUGAUAUACGCCUCACCAGACGUUGCACCGGACAUUCAGUCAGUCAGCACAACGAGCGUUGGCACUGGCUUGAUGGGCUAUAUGGGCAACAAAGGCGCUGUCACCGCACGUAUUGUCUUAGGAGAGACCACGCGGCUAGUGUUUAUCAAUUCACACUUGUCCGCUGGUGCCGACAAGGCUUCAUUGGAGAGGCGCAACUGGGACGCUGAUCAGAUCAUCAGCCGGACAAGAUUCGCUCCCAUCAUUGACUCCUGGGGCGUCUCGCAGCCUAGCUCUGAGAAGAUAGGGGAUGAAGACUUUGCGUUCUGGUUUGGGGAUCUCAAUUAUCGACUGGAAGGCAUGCCUGGCGACGACGUGCGGAGAUUGUUGAUGCUACAUACGCGCAACGAGUACGAUCCAUCUAGGCCGGCGGCGAAGAAGAUCGAGGAGGAGAUUGCCCAGCCUACGACGCUAUCCAGGACAAACACAACAUCUGACUUGUCCGCCCACUCGCCAACCGCGUCCUCCGCCUCUUCGGCCGCCAGCGAGACGAACUCCGAUCGCGCAUCAAGACCGUCUACGAGAGACACAUCCAUUGAUGACAGGCCCUUACCUGCAAAAUACGACCCUGCACAUCUUCAGACCACGCUCUCCUCCCUGUUACCGCAUGACGAGCUACACCAACAGCAAAAGGCACGGAAAGCCUUCCAUGACGGGUGGCGGGAAGGACCCAUUGAAUUCCUGCCAACCUACAAGUAUGACCGAGGUAGUGUGGGUGUCUUCGACUCGAGUGAGAAGCGAAGAACGCCAUCCUGGUGUGACCGUAUAUUGUACCGUACGCGAAGAGACAAGCUAGCCUACGAGAACCGAUUGAGAGAAGAGGAAACCGCACGAAAGCGAGACGAUGAGAUGAAAGCCAAAGGCAUGGACGAAGCUUCUGAAGCUGAAGACGUGCUCUUUGAUUACAACCCCGAAACCGACGGCGACGAGUACGACGAGUACGCAGACGCAGAGUCCGAGGUCGUCAUCACGAAAGACGGCUUUGAAGACUCGAUCCACCUCGAAUACUACACCGCCCACCAACGCGUCCUCUCCUCCGACCACAAACCCCUCGACGCCGUCUUCCGCCUCAAAUACGACGCCGUGGUCCCCGAGCUUAAAGCCCGCAUUCACCAAGAAGUCGCCCGCGAGCUGGACCGCGCAGAAAACGAAGGUCGACCGGUCAUCACUCUCAUCGUCGACGACCCCAAAGGCAGCGACAGCGGCGAGGUCAUCGACGACGAUGAUGUGCACUUCGAAGGCGUAAACUUCCGCACCAUCCGCUACGCGCAGCCGAAGCGGCGCAGCGUUACGAUCGCGAACACCGGCCGCGUGCCCGCAACCAUCGGCUUCGUGGACCGGCCCGUCGGCGCUGGACAAUCCGCCGGCCCCGCCCCCUCGUACCUCAAGGUCGAGUUCGACCGCGAACCGGACCCCAAGUCUAAAGAUCACGACUUCGCCGCCCAAGAUGCCUACACCCUCGAGCCCGGCGAAGCAGUCAACGUGACGUUAACGCUGCAGGUCAAAGACGUGCAACUGAUACGUGACCUCAACUCCGGCGCCAAGACCCUCGACGACAUCCUCGUGCUGCGCGUCAAGGACGGGCGCGACCACUUCCUCCCCAUCCACGGCAAAUGGCUCGAGACGUCCUUCGGCCGCUCCAUCGAUAAGCUGAUCCGCAUCCCCGAGGGCGGCAUCCGUAGACUGCAGCACCAGAAGCCGAAGGCCAGCAAUUGUGUGGAUGAUGCCAGUCCGGUAAAGUGGUCCGCGCCUCGCGAGUUAUUUCGGCUGACGGAGUGCGUAGAAGAGCUAGUUGAGAGGGUGGUUGCGGAGUGGGAUAUGGUUAACAGCCAAGAGGGGGAGAAGCCGCCUUGGGAGAGGGUCGCAGGGUGGCCGUUUGCGGAGGAGAGCUGGUCACUGAUGGACAAGGUUGGGAGGGAGAAGACGAAGCUCGAGGUCUACGAAGCGCUCGACUGCGACAAGUCGUUUGACGGCGCCUUCGAAGCGGAGACUCCCGCGCUGCAGAAGCUGGAAGUCUUAGCGGAGGUGCUGCUGGAGUUCUUGCGCAGCAUGGAAGACGGCAUCAUCACCGCAGACCUCUGGGCACAGCUCGAACGUGAUAUCGUAGGCCGCGAGAAAGCGAAGAAGCAUCUCUCCCUCGAAUAUGAGCGCACCUGGGUCCUAGAAGUCAUGGCCGCGGCGCCAAACCAUAACGUCUCGCUCGUCCUGAUCACAUCAAUGCUCAGCCGCAUAUCGAACGAGAUAGCGCAUGCUGCCAAAGUGCCUACGGAGCCUAAGAAGGAUGCGGAGCUGCCGGCGUCACCAAGAGCGAACGUGAGAAGGCGCGCGCUGAGCAACGUACCUGCUGUCGCGAGACGGCAGUUGGUAGAUCUGAGUCUGGCGAGUAUCUUUGCUGAGGUUGUGAUACGGUCACACGAUGACUCGAAGAUGAAAGAGAAGGAGAGGCGAGUUAGCGAGGAGAGGAGGAUCAGAGUUAUCGAGAUAUUCUUAAAGGAGGACAGCAGUACUACUUGA
Coniosporium apollinis CBS 100218 is the source of this 3144-nucleotide messenger RNA. RefSeq lists its product as uncharacterized. Gene Ontology annotation, molecular function: phosphatidylinositol-4,5-bisphosphate 5-phosphatase activity. Lineage: Eukaryota; Fungi; Ascomycota; Dothideomycetes. The record is from RefSeq and is a predicted model, not a curated record. Gene Ontology annotation, biological process: phosphatidylinositol dephosphorylation. The transcript has a single exon. The coding region runs from base 1 to 3144 and encodes 1047 amino acids.